Messenger RNA from Pyrus x bretschneideri (Chinese white pear), 3014 nucleotides. Its product is annotated as plastid division protein CDP1, chloroplastic-like. Lineage: Eukaryota; Viridiplantae; Streptophyta; Magnoliopsida; Rosales; Rosaceae. Gene Ontology annotation, cellular component: chloroplast inner membrane. Bases 284 to 2743 code for a protein of 819 amino acids. The transcript has 12 exons. Gene Ontology annotation, biological process: chloroplast fission. The record is from RefSeq and is a predicted model, not a curated record.
AAAAUACACCACAAUUCACGAUGGUAUGAAAAAAGAAAACCACAACAAAAUACGCAAAAUUUGCAUCCUUUAACAGAAAGCAGAAAAGGGCAGAGUAAUCCAAAUGUUAAUUAAAAUGUCUCGUUGUCGGUCCAAAUCCGCAAGGGAGGAGUAAUGAGUGUGUUUUGCGCUUUUUUUCUUUCUUUCUUGUUCAGCACAGAAACCCUCCAUCCUUUUACCAUUCCUUCAUUUCCGAUGUGAAAAAUUCCAAGUUUCUUCAUUAGUGACAGUCAAUUAGGAAGCCAUGGUUGGUGCUCUGUCUCACGCCUUGCCAAGCAUUCCGUCUUCUUGUUGCCUUUGCCGAAUCGAUAAUCACAAGGAAGAUCACAAGCUCUGCGUUUGGGGUUUCUCCACCUCCAGAGAAAGAAGCGCCUCUGGAAUCGGAAUUGUUCGGGUUUACAAGAGGAGCCUCUUGGGUGAUAACCUCACCGGGCGCUGGACUCUCAACGCACUCGACACCCACAUUGGUGUCGAGACUGCUCCUCGUCACACCACCGUUGAAAUCCCCGUCACCUGUUACCAGCUUAUUGGCGUUCCUGCUAAGGCUGAGAAAGAUGAGGUUGUUAAAUCAGUGAUGGAAUUGAAGAGUGCCGAAAUUGAAGAAGGCUACACUUUGGAUACAGUCCGAUCUCGCCUGGGUCUCUUAACGGAUGUGAGAGAUAAGCUUCUUUUUGAACCAGAAUACGCUGGCAAUAUUAAGGAAGAGAUCCCACCUAAAUCUUCCCUACGAAUCCCUUGGGCGUGGUUGCCGGGUGCUCUUUGCCUUCUUCAAGAGGUUGGGGAAAUUAAGCUUGUGCAAGAUGUUGGCCGCGUGGCUGUUCAGCAUCCAGAUGCUAAGCAGUAUAUUCAUGAUCUUCUUCUUUCUAUGGCAUUAGCAGAGUGUGCAACUGCAAAGGUUGGUUUUGAGAAGAACAAGGUGUCCCAAGGAUUUGAAGCUCUAGCUCGCGCUCAGUGUCUUCUAAGGAGUAGAAAGUCUCUUGGUAAAAUAGCAUUGUUGUCUCAGAUAGAAGAAUCUUUGGAGGAGCUUGCACCUGCUUGUACAUUGGAAUUGCUUGGCAUGUCUCACUCACCUGAGAAUGCGGAAAGAAGACGAGGAGCAAUUGCAGCCUUGCGUGAAUUGGUCAGGCAGGGACUUGAUGUGGAAACUUCAUGCCGGGUCCAAGACUGGCCAUGCUUCUUGACCCAAGCCCUGAAUAGACUAACAGCUUCAGAGAUAGUUGAUCUUCUUCCAUGGGAUGACUUAGCUAUUACAAGGAAGAACAAGAAAUCACUUGAAUCACAGAAUCAACGGGUUGUAAUUGAUUUUAAUUGUUUCUAUGUGGUGUUAUUAGCUCAUAUUGCACUGGGUUUUUCAAGCAAGCAAAAGGAAUUGAUUGAGAAAGCAAAAUCUGUAUGUGACUGCCUGAUUGCAUCAGAGGGUGCUGAUCUGAAACUUGAGGAAGCUUUUUGCUUGUUCCUUCUUGGUCAGGGUGAUGAGGCUGCCGUUGUUGAAAAGCUUCAGAAGCUGGAGUUGAACUCAAGUUCUGCUGCACGAAAUUCAAUCGUAGGGAAGGAAGUUAAGGAUACUUGUGGUGCAACACAAUCAUUGGAAAUGUGGCUGAAGGAUGCUGUCCUUGCUGUGUUUCCAGACUCACGAAAUUGCCCUCCAUCGUUGGCCAACUUUUUUGGUGGUGACAAGAGAACUCCUCUGAGCAAGAAAAGCAAAGUAGCUCCACAGAAUUUGCCUAUCAUAAGUCAAAGACCAAUGUCCGCUACUUUUGUUUCAGAACGGAGAGAUUUUGAUAAAUGUUUUUCCCAUAUGAACUCUUCUCAAUAUCUUGGAACAGCUGUUAAGCAGUUGGCUCCAACUGAUAUGCGAAGUCCCUUGAUAUUGGGCAAGACUGGCAGUGGAACCAGUGCCAUUGCAUCAUCUGUUCAAUUGGAAAGGAAUCUUGGCAUGGACCGCAGUAAAGUUUGGGAUGGUUGGUUUGCGAGAGGAGUUUUGGUUGGAAGGAUCACUUUAGUUGGAGUACUGGGGUGCAUUGUUUUUGCUACCUUAAGAUUAACAGGAUUGAAGGGAAAUGUGAUGAGAAGUGCUUCUAAACAGGCCUCCAGUAAGCGAAAUAUGCACACAAGUUCUAUUGCUUGGACAACAAAUCCAUCUGCGGAUUCUAAUCUUGUCCCUGCUUAUAUCAAGGGGAAUGGACUAGCUGGCAGAUUUAAGAAGCUUUUGGUGACUUUUAUGAAGCCGGUGGGGACCUUCUCAGAUGCUGGAAAUCGGCAGAUUCCGUAUUUGUCCUCUUCAACAGCUGUGUUCCGGAGACUUAUGUCUAUUGAAGAAGCUAAAGACCUUGUGAAGCAAUGGCAAGCAAUUAAAGCUGAAGCUCUGGGGCCCACUCAUGAAGUUCACAGCCUCUCUGAAAUCCUUGAUGACUCAAUGCUUGUUCAGUGGCAGGCUUUGGCUGAUGCUGCAAAAGCAAGGUCUUGUUAUUGGAAGUUUGUCUUGCUACAACUGUCUGUCGUACAUGCUGAGAUUUUAUCAGAUGAAGUUGGAGGAGAAACCGCAGAGGUUGAGGCUGUCGUAGAGGAAGCGGCUGAACUUGUUAAUGAAUCUGAGCAAAAGAACCCAAGUUAUUACAGCACCUAUAAAAUUUGGUAUGUUCUAAGAAGGCAAGAAGACGGUUCGUGGAGGUUCUGUGAAGGGGAAGUGCAGACACCAUCAUAACAUUGGCCUAGCCUAGUUGCUGCUGUAAGCUUGAACCAUCCACGCCGAAUAAUGCUUUUUUAACUUGGUUCCUUCCUCCUAUCUGUAUUUUUUCUUUUGGAGGAGAGGUCCCAACUAAUUGGAGAUGUGGAUCUAAAUUUAGGGAGUUUUUUUGUUUUUUUUUUUUCCUUCGCAGAAGUAUGAAAAUGGUUUGUGUUCGAUAAUUCUUUUAGUUGUGAUUAUGUUGAUACAUUGUUUACAUGUAGCUGGAAUAGAAUGAGCAUUGCUUUCA